Messenger RNA from Protopolystoma xenopodis, 225 nucleotides. The record is from the annotation of a GenBank genome assembly. NCBI's taxonomy places the organism in Eukaryota, Metazoa, Platyhelminthes, Monogenea, Polystomatidea, Polystomatidae.
AUGAAAGGAACUCCAACAUCAAUUGAUAGAUUGGCCUUACCGGAUACCGAAGAGGGUUGCCUUGGACUAUUGUCUGUUGAAUUGUACGAAGAAGAUCCCGGCUCAUCGUCGUACCAUGCCGAUGACUCCGAGUUGAGAUUUCGUCCGUCAUGUGACGGACAUCGUCAGAGCCAGAAACUCAUCACUUUACACCAAGAACAAGAAACUAUUGGCCAGGCAAGUUAA